Strongylocentrotus purpuratus (purple sea urchin) is the source of this 3603-nucleotide messenger RNA. RefSeq lists its product as uncharacterized. The coding region runs from base 1 to 3603 and encodes 1200 amino acids. Lineage: Eukaryota; Metazoa; Echinodermata; Echinoidea; Camarodonta; Strongylocentrotidae. The transcript has a single exon. Gene Ontology annotation, molecular function: zinc ion binding; nucleic acid binding. The record is from RefSeq and is a predicted model, not a curated record.
AUGGAAGGGCAGGAUGAACAAGAUCCAGCUACUAGUAUUCGGAUGGACCCGUUACUGCAUGAUCGAGACCCAUGGAUGGAAGUCAACCAGCUGUUUGACUCUCCUUCAAUGAACGCAGGAAAACAUUCAGCGAUGGAGAGGGUUGAAGUAGAUGACAGUGUAUCUCAAGUAUCAAGCAAAUCAACAUCACAUUCCAGGAAAUUUUUGAUGGAAACAGCCAUGAAGAGAGCAGAAUUGCAAGCAAAGUUGAAGAGUUUAAAAAGGAAACAGGAGCUCGAGAAAGAAGAGCAGGACUUAAUUAGAAGAAAGGAGCAACUUGCUGUUGAGACUGAAUUAGCUGCAGCUACAGCCCAAGCAGCAGCAUUACAGCAGUUCGACGAUACGGUAGCUUUUCACCAGCCACCUGCAUUACCAACCUUUGCUCAUGUAACACGUGAAAGUGAUAGGAACCAAACAAGUCACAAAGUCAAGAAUGCAGAUUGCUCAGAAGAGAGUUCAACGCAAGGACGCAAGAACCGAGAACAUUUGCAAGAUGUACGAGUAAGUGGAACAAAUUCUGAUAGUGAUGUUGAUUGGGUAGAGCUGCAGCGACAACAAACCCAACUUACGUACAUGCUCUUAGAAUGUCAUAUGAAGUCCGCCUUACCGCAAAGGAACAUUCAGCCUUUCGACGGGAAUCCCCUGAACUACCACGCCUUUAAGAGGGCUUUUCAGCAUGUAAUAGAGUCCAAGACAUCGGAGGACUCUGACAAACUAUAUUAUUUGGAACAAUAUACUAGGGGAAAGGCGAAUGAGAUGGUCAGAAGCUGCAUGUAUGGAGGUGAUUCCAAGGCAGCAUUCAACAAGGCAACAAUGCUGCUAGAAAGCAAGUUUGGCGAUAAGCAUCAUGUUCUGGACUCUAUGAUCAUCAAGGCAAUGGCAUGGCCAAACAUUAGAGGUGAGGAUCCGGAGGGCCUGCUUAGUUAUUCAUUGUUUGUGACUGAGCUAGGCAAUUUGGCUAAGGACCUACACCUUCAACAGGAGAUUGACCACGCACAACACUUGAAGAUGGUCAUAUCAAAGCUGCCGUUCAGGCUGAGAGAUAGAUGGAGGAGCUAUGUCGACGGCAUACUCCAGAAUCGGGACGAGCCACUCUCAUUCAAAGACGUGGUUAGUUUCAUUAGUAAACAGGCCCGGAUAAUCAACAACCCUAUCUAUGGCAAUAUUGUAGGACCUGCCAGAGCUGGAGAAACGCAGACAAAGACAAAACCCUUUCCAGGGAAGAAACAGGGCUUCAGCUCCAGCAUGAAGAAGAGCGAGGAAGCGAAGUGUUUGUAUUGUGACAUGGAAAAUCACCUUACAGCAGAAUGCAAGGCCCUAGGAAAGAAACCUCAUGAGGAGAAACUUGCAUUUUGCAAAUCCAAAGGACUGUGCUUUGCCUGCCUUCAAUCUUCACAUCUUGCCAGGGACUGUAAACAGAGGACGACCUGCAAGAUUUGUCAAAGGUUACACCCCACCCUUCUUCAUAGAGAUUGGGCACCAUCGAAACAAGUGAAAAGGAAUGGUGAAUCAGAGAAACAACGUACUAAUGACGACGUUGGAGCUAAUAGGAAGAAGGAGCCAAGCUUGGAAGGACAAACAGAAGGAGAAGAAAUUGGAAAUGAAAAUUUCCCAGACGUAAAGCGCACGUUAUCCAACCGCACUUCUAUGCAGGACUCCCAACCGGCCAUUGUGCCUGUGACUGUACGCUCAAAGCAGACAGGGAAAUGUGUACACACAUACGCAUUCAUUGACAACGGGAGUAACGCAACUUUCUGCACAGAAGAGUUAAAAAACAAACUAAAUGCCAGAGGAAGAACGCGCACUAUCCAGCUUCAAACAUUAACAGAUGAUAAGCUGGUCAAGACCUGCAUACUGCAAGACCUGGAGGUAGCUGAUGUGAAUGAGAACACAUAUAUACCACUUUCUGACGUCUACAUACAGCCCAUCCCUGUAGACAAGUCAGACAUACUGAGAAGGAAUGACAUUGCAAGAUGGCCCUACUUACAAGAAAUAAACUUGCCGGAGAUCAAUGCAGACGUGGGCAUCCUCAUUGGCAAUAACGUCCCUAAAGCAAUGGAACCACUGCAGGUUAUCAAUAGUCAGAACGACGGACCAUUCGCUUGCAAAUCUAUCAUAGGGUGGAUGGUUUUUGGAAGCUGCAAGCAAGAGAGAAGUGGGUCCAAGAUAGCCUCCCACAGAGUCCACGUGAUGGAAGAUAUUCAGCAACAGCUAAAUAAUCUCUACAACACUGAGUUUUCAGAACGCUUGAUGGAAGAUAAAGUCGAAGAAUCCAAAGAGGAUAAACGAUUUAUGGAAAAGGUUGAAGGAUCCAUCAAGCUAACACAAGGGCAUUACCAAAUCGGACUGCCAUUCAAGGGAGACGUCGACCUGCCCAACAACAGGCCCAUGGCAGAGCAGAGACUCAACCACCUGCAGAGGAAGUUCGCUAGACAGCCGCAGUUCCAUAGGGAGUAUGCAGGGUUUAUGGAUAAGGUGCUGAACAAACAGUACGCUGAAAGAGUACCAGAAGACGAGUUCCUUAGAGAAGAUGGAAAGAUGUGGUUUAUUCCUCACCACGGUGUAUAUCACCCACAGAAGCAAAAAAUUAGAGUGGUGUAUGACUGUGCAGCUUCUUUCAAGGGCAAGUCACUGAAUGACAAUCUUCUACAGGGGCCGGACCUCACAAAUAGUUUGGUGGGUGUAUUAACAAGGUUUCGUCAAGACCGCAUAGCAGUAAUGGCAGACAUAGAAGCCAUGUUCUCACAAGUGAAACUGCUAAAGGAAGAAAAGGAUCUACAUCGAUUUCUGUGGUGGCCAGAUGGCAAUGUCGCUCAACCUAUUGAGGAAUACCGCAUGACUGUUCAUGUGUUUGGGGCUAGAUCUUCACCAGCUUGUGCCAAUUAUGCCCUGAAGCGCACAGCAGAAGACUUUGCAGAGGACAAGGUGGCACAUAUCAUCAAGCGCAACUUUUAUGUUGACGAUUGUUUGUACUCAAGCUCAACAGUCCAGGAAGCUGCAGAGCUAUCAGAGGGCCUACAAGAAGCCUGUAAGAAAGGAGGGUUCCACCUCACAAAAUGGGUGAGCAAUGACAGAAGAGUAUUGAAUGCCAUACCCAAGGAGGAGAGAGCAAGUACAGUGCAGGAGCUAGACUUUGACAAGGACAAGUUGCCAACAGAGAGGGCACUUGGCAUGCUGUGGCAUACAGAUGAAGAUGUUUUCAGUUUCAAGAUUCAGCUGAAAGACAAGCCAGCCACAAGGAGGGGUAUCUUGUCAACAGUGUGCUCCCUGUUCGAUCCACUAGGAUGUGCUUCCCCAGUGCUACUCCCUGCAAAGCACUUACUUCAGACCCUCUGCCGACUAGGAUUAGGAUGGGACGAGACGAUUCCACCAGACCUGCUGAAAAAAUGGGAAACAUGGAAAAGAGAACUCCCAAGACUGUCAGACUUUAAACUUUCCAGGUGUUUGAAGCCAGAGGGGUAUGAAAACCCAAAGUCUGUGACACUGCACCAUUUUGCAGAUGCAAGUGAGAAGGGAUAUGGAACGUACAGUGUCAUACUUGCGAAUGGUGAAUACCAGGGAUGA